AAGAAACGUCCCCUUCUUCUUCCUCUCUUCAUUUUGGUUUCUUCUCUGCUUGCUUCUCUUCUCCUACCUUCCGUUUCGAACUUUCUUAGUGUUUCUGUUCGAUUAAGGAUUUGACAAUGAAGCUUGAUACAAGUGGGUUUGAGUCAACUCUGCCUAUGUUUGGCGGAAACACCGAGACCGAGAUGCUGGAUGGGUUGUCUUCUGUGCCCUCCUUUGAUCUUCCCUUCACAAAAGAUUUUGAUGGGUUUCAAAAGGAAGCUGUACAGAUGGUGAAGCCUGCAAAGGGUACAACCACGCUCGCAUUUAUCUUUAAGGAGGGUGUCAUGGUUGCAGCUGAUUCUCGGGCAAGCAUGGGAGGAUACAUCUCAUCGCAGUCUGUGAAAAAGAUUAUCGAAAUCAAUCCUUAUAUGCUUGGAACAAUGGCUGGAGGAGCUGCCGACUGCCAGUUCUGGCACAGAAAUCUUGGUAUUAAGUGCCGUCUACAUGAACUGGCAAACAAGAGGAGAAUCUCUGUUCCAGGAGCUUCAAAGCUACUGGCAAACAUGCUCUAUUCAUACCGUGGAAUGGGACUCUCCGUUGGGACAAUGAUCGCUGGAUGGGAUGAAACUGGUCCCGGGCUAUACUAUGUUGACAACGAAGGAGGACGGAUCAAAGGAGACAGAUUCUCAGUCGGGUCCGGUUCACCAUAUGCCUACGGUGUCCUCGACAGCGGGUACAAAUACGAUAUGACAGUUGAGGAAGCUGCAGAGCUAGCGAGGAGAUCCAUCUACCAUGCCACUUUCCGUGAUGGAGCCAGUGGUGGAGUCGCUAGCGUGUACUACGUUGGACCUAAUGGAUGGAAGAAACUGUCGGGAGAUGACGUAGGCGAGCUCCAUUACAAGUACUAUCCCGUGGCUCCCAGCACUGCGGAACAAGUGAUGGCUGAAGCAUGAGGAGAUUGUGUCGGUAAAACCUUUUCGAUCUUUUUUUUUUGUUGAACCAACCCGGUUUUCGUUUAGAUUUACUGCCAUUGUCGAUCUUGAGAUCCUAACUGGUGAUCCUUAGUUUAUGACAAACUUCAUGUUUCUUGUGUGUGAUCUUAUAAACAUGCCCUGUUUCUCUUA
This is a messenger RNA of Tarenaya hassleriana, 1103 nucleotides long. Its product is annotated as proteasome subunit beta type-5-B. Gene Ontology annotation, cellular component: proteasome core complex. Gene Ontology annotation, molecular function: threonine-type endopeptidase activity. NCBI's taxonomy places the organism in Eukaryota, Viridiplantae, Streptophyta, Magnoliopsida, Brassicales, Cleomaceae. The record is from RefSeq and is a predicted model, not a curated record. Bases 117 to 932 code for a protein of 271 amino acids. The transcript has 8 exons.